Osmerus eperlanus (European smelt) is the source of this 1663-nucleotide messenger RNA. It is a transcript of the gene mthfd2, whose product is annotated as methylenetetrahydrofolate dehydrogenase (NADP+ dependent) 2, methenyltetrahydrofolate cyclohydrolase. Lineage: Eukaryota; Metazoa; Chordata; Actinopteri; Osmeriformes; Osmeridae. The record is from RefSeq and is a predicted model, not a curated record. Gene Ontology annotation, molecular function: methylenetetrahydrofolate dehydrogenase (NADP+) activity; methylenetetrahydrofolate dehydrogenase (NAD+) activity; methenyltetrahydrofolate cyclohydrolase activity. Bases 82 to 1098 code for a protein of 338 amino acids. The transcript is spliced from 8 exons. Gene Ontology annotation, biological process: tetrahydrofolate interconversion. Gene Ontology annotation, cellular component: mitochondrion.
UGGUCGCUCUUACAGACCGCGCUCUGUCACACCGUGUAGCUCCAUUUCCUUCUACUCAUCACAACCGAUACAAUAAACAUCAUGGCAACGCUGAGAGCUUUAAGGAAAUUGUGCCAACACUCACAACAUCAAGUGUGUAGUCUACAUAUGUCUGCGUCAAGACAGGAAGCGGUGGUCAUCUCAGGGAGGAAGUUGGCCCGUCAGAUCAGGGAGGAGGCACGUUACGACGUGGAACAGUGGGUCUCCACCGGGAACCGCAGACCUCAUCUCAGCGUGGUGCUUGUGGGAGACAACGCAGCUAGCCACUCUUACGUUCUGAAUAAGACCCGGGCUGCAGCUGAUGUUGGCAUCAGCAGCGAGACCAUCCUGAAGCCCUGCUCCGUGACGGAGGAAGAACUGAUGGAGCUCAUUUACAACCUCAACACAGACCACCGUGUGGACGGUCUGCUGGUCCAGCUGCCUCUACCAGAGCACAUUGACGAGCGUCGCGUCUGCAACGCUGUGUCUCCCGGCAAAGAUGUGGACGGCUUCCAUGUGGUCAAUGUGGGCCGCAUGUGUCUCGACCAGUCCACCAUGCUGCCCGCCACACCGUGGGGAGUCUGGGAAAUCAUUAAACGCACAGGUAUUCCAACUAUUGGCAAGAAUGUUUUGGUGGCGGGGCGCUCUAAGAACGUGGGCAUGCCCAUCGCCAUGUUGCUGCACACGGACGGCCGCCACGAGAGGCCAGGAGGCGACGCCACCGUCACCAUCUCUCACCGGUACACUCCUAAGGAGCAGCUCCGUCAGCACACGAAGAUAGCAGAUAUCAUCGUCGCUGCUGCAGGGAUUCCGAACUUGAUCACGGCAGACAUGAUUAAAGAAGGCGCCGCGGUCAUCGACGUCGGCAUCAACAGAGUACAGUGUCCCCUCACCGGCAAAAACAGACUGGUCGGGGAUGUCGAUUUCGAAGGUGUGAGGCAGAAGGCUAGCUUCAUCACCCCGGUGCCUGGAGGAGUGGGGCCCAUGACCGUGGCCAUGCUGAUGAAGAACACCAUCAAGGCAGCUAAAAAUGUCCUGCUCACCCCCCCUGAGAGGAUCCGCAUGGUGGCUGCCUCUUAAGAGGUCAUGGUCUCCAGCCAAUCCACCGUGACACAUUCCAACCCCCCUCUUUCUACUCGGAGCAACUCUGCAGGCUCUCCUUGCACACAGGCUUGGAUGGAAGUGUCAUAGCUUUAAGGUUCUCGAUGCUGACGCUUCAGUUCUUGCGAAGCAGUUUCAGACUGUUACAAUUCACCAUAUUGCAGCUAUAUAUUUAUUAUUUGCUAGACAAAAAAAAACUAGGUAUUCCUGUUACUGCUACUGUUAUCAUUUGAUUUUGAAAAGCAAGGCAUGUGUCAGGUAUAGAAGACCAUUAAGGACUUUUUGUUUUGCGAGAAAUAUUAACAUUUCCUUCAGUGUCCAUACUGAUUCGAGUAUUGUGUGCCUGAAGGCUUUGGCGUAGCAAGUCUGUUAAAAACACUACCAGCUUUAAAUUUACAGUUUCACAAAUGCCUUUUGUAAAUACGAUUUUGAAGUCAAGAUUAUUACAAUAUGUGUUCUUCAGGUUGUGCAGAAAGUUACUUAUUCACAAUGUACACGACUGGAGAUGAACACGGGAAAGAGUAUUAAACAUUUAUAUAUUUCA